Molecule: messenger RNA, 1574 nt
Organism: Onthophagus taurus
Lineage: Eukaryota; Metazoa; Arthropoda; Insecta; Coleoptera; Scarabaeidae
Product: lipase 3-like
Molecular function (GO): hydrolase activity, acting on ester bonds
Source: RefSeq, a predicted model, not a curated record
UUGUGGUCUGCUUGAAAUUCCACUUUAUCGUACUCAAGUUUUUAGGGGUCUUGAUUAUCAAAUUGUGGCAAGUUAUAAUAAUGUUUAUCAAAAUAUAAUUUCGAAAGUUAAUCGAAAUCUUUAAUAGUUGUAAAAAAUAAAAUCGUUUCAAAUAUUGAUAAGAGACAGAAGAAUUGAAAUAAUACCUACUUAUAAUUUUUCUGUUUCAAUUCUAACUUUAUCAAAAAUAAUUGAAAGAUGCAUGACAAUACUUAAAGAUAAACCUUUAUCAUAUCACUGCACUUGAAAUAUCCCAAUUCAUUUUGACGAAUUACAAAUAUUAUUUUAAACAAGGCUCACUUUACUCAAAGAAUCAAUAAAAGAUGUUUAAAACAUUUACAUUUUUUAUAUUAACUUUAAUAAUCGCGGUUAGUGCCGUAUCGGAUGAUGAUGCAUACAAAGAUGUUGAUGAGUUAAUUGAGAAAUAUGGUUAUACUUUAGAAAAACACACAGUAACAGUCGAUGGGAACAUAUUGGAACUUCACAGAAUACCUAAUAAUGAUAAUAAAAAAGUUAUCUUGAUUAUGCAUCAAUUUUUAACCAGUUCCGCUGAUUUUGUAAGUAAUGGGAAUCAAAGUUUAGCGUUUUUAUUGGCCGAUGAAAAUUAUGAUGUAUGGCUUGGAAAUGCUAGAGGUAAUACGUAUUCAAGAAAUCAUGAAUCGCUAAAUCCAGCAAAUGAUAACGAAUAUUGGCGAUUUAAUUUAAAUGAUGUUGCAAAAGUUGAUUUACCAGAAAUAAUCGAAUAUAUUACAACAACCACAGGGGCAGAAGAAAUUUUUUAUGUUGGUCAUGGUCAAGGAAGUACAUUAUUUUACAUUAUGGCAUCUGAAUUGCCCGAUUAUAAACCUCCAAUUAAACGUAUGGUAGGUUUAGCACCAAUGGCUCAUAUGGACAAUAUGCCAAAUUUAUUCUUUAGAAUCUUAAAUACUGUACCUACUAUAUUGGGUGAUGGUUUGGAUCUUAAGUCUAUCUUCGGACUACUUGACCUGCUGUUUAAAAGUAAACUUAAUGACAUGUUUUCAAAAACCGAAAAUUAUAUCUUUGCUAAAUUAUGCGAUGAUGAAGCAUUGUUGGUCGAAUUAUGUGCUGGGUUUGUUAACUUAAUCUACGGUUUUGAUAAUGGACAAAUUCCAAGAAGUAAAGUACCUGUAAUGCUAUCUAAUGCAUACGCAGGAAGCUCUUUUCAACAAUUAAAAAGUUAUGUGGACAUGUAUCUUAACGAUGGAUUUGCCAAAAAUUACAAAAACUUGGGAAAUAUUGAUAUACCCAAUGCGAUAUUUUAUGGACUUAACGAUUGGUUGAUAUCCACAACAGACAUUGAACAUUUAGCGGAUGAUUUAAAAAACAGUUUAAAGUUAAAAUACGAAAUUCCCGGCACGGACUUCACUCAUAUCAGUUUUCUUUUUGGAAAAGAUGCAAAGGAACUCGUUUACGAGCCGUUAUUGGAAUUUUUAGAAGGGAAGGAUAUAAACGCUUAAUUUGAAUUAUAUAUAGUUCAAAUAUUUAACAUAAUAAAAGAAAUUAUGUAAAUUUUA